Wyeomyia smithii (pitcher-plant mosquito) is the source of this 441-nucleotide messenger RNA. RefSeq lists its product as uncharacterized. NCBI's taxonomy places the organism in Eukaryota, Metazoa, Arthropoda, Insecta, Diptera, Culicidae. The record is from RefSeq and is a predicted model, not a curated record. Bases 1 to 441 code for a protein of 146 amino acids. The transcript has a single exon.
AUGGUUGUAGUUCCAAAGGGAACUAACGAUAUCCGAUUAUGCAUCAACAUGCGAUACCCCAAUCAAGCCAUACAACGGGAGCAUUACCCACUGCCACUCAUUGACACGCUGCUUAACAAGCUGAAAGGAGCGACACUGUUCUCAAAGAUCGACAUAACCUCUGCAUACUAUCAUGUGGAGUUGCAUCCAGCGUCGCGCGAGAUUACUACAUUCAUGACGAGUACAGGUCUAAUGCUGUUCAAGCGAUUGAUGUUUGGUAUAAACUGCGCACCCGAGAUCUUUCAACGGAUUAUGUGUGAAAUGUUGGCUGGCAUCGAGGGCGUCGUAGUUUAUCUCGAUGAUGUGGUUAUUUGGGGAUCAACCGCUUACGAGCACGAUGAGCGGCUACGAAUGUUUAUGGAAAUUCUUGAAGAAAAUCACGCGUUGCUGAAUAAAGAGUAA